GUCCGUGGAUAACAAGUACAUACCUCCGCAAACUUGAGCAGCUGGAGUCCUUCUGACUGACACUAGCGUAGUUUAGUCUUUAUGGUGGGAAACGUGUGCCUAACUGAACACAAAACAAUCUGGUCUCAAGAUAGAAGGGGAGGUCAGCUCUUGGAGAGAUAGUUGUGCCAUCUUUGCUGGAUUUGCGCCGGAGCGCAGCGCCUGAGACACAAGCGUACUUUCUCUGAAGAGACUUCAACACUUGUCCGACGGGAAACUAACAACAAUCAGCACUGAGGACGUACACUACCGUCUGAUUAUUACUUCUUUUACUACAAGGAAUUUUCUGUGGUCUUGUUCGUGCUACUUCAGGGAUAAAUGAUCACCUCAACCAGAAGAGUGUCUCCUGAUAAAUCUGAAGUUAGAAUCGCCUUCAGCCUCGAUGACACAUCAGAUGUAAAAGAUGUGGAGGACCUCUCUCAGACUUUUCCGGAUCUUGAGCAGCGAUUACAGCCAGUGCCACCUUGUGUUUCUCUGAGAGAGAGCGUUCAGGUGUACAAGGAGCACUGCAGGAUGGCGAGAGAGUUCCACCAAGUCAAACACGAGAUUGCUGUGCUGGAGGACCGCAAGCGUAAGUUGCUGGCAGAGCUGGUGGAGGAUGAGAAGGUUGCCAUGGAGAUUGCCCGUCUAGAGGAGGAGUUUCGGCGUCUAACCGAGGAGAACCGAACCUUGGUGACUGUCCACAACGAGCGCGCUCAGCAGCUGGAGAGGCUCUGCCCGACUGGUCGAACGAGGCAAGACUCCUCGUGACCUCUGACCUCCGCAGAACCUGAGACCACCUGACUUUUAGCUGACACCAGGCCAGGAAACCCAAGCAAAAGGCUCAGCUAGUGCUCAUUCUACACAACUGCAGUCUGGGAAUCAGCUAAUUACACAGAAAGGUGCUGUGUUUAUUCAUGUCUGAGUCAUUCGCUUGAACCACAGACGUUUGCAGACGUCAUCAUCGAGAGAAGUUGUUAGUGAUUCUACAGAGCUGUGACACAGUGCAAUUUCUUAGGGUGCUGUUUUGUUUUCAUGUGAUCUUGCGGAGCCUUCGUGGUCGUUAUUGCAAUACCUAGCACGUUGUAUUCAUCCAAUGUCCGCUGUGGGAAUGUGACCAGAUAUUUUCAUGUUUGUCUCAGGUCCUGUGGAGACUCGAAUCUUUUACCUGAGAUCUGUCGAGCUAGCCAGAGGUGGUACGAUGCGGUCCAAAUGUUGCAUUUUAUCGAGUGUUUUAACUUCCUCUCCCUCUCUCUCGCCCCAGCACACAGAUGAGUGUUUAACACAGCGUCUGGGAUCUGGAAAUUAUAACCGUUUAUGAGGAACACAAAAAGAAGAAGGGUGAUUAUUCAUUUCACAGUAUCUGCUGCGACAAAACACUGUAAGAGUUGUACAUUUUUUUUCUGAUGUAGUGAAUGUAGUAUAGUGUGUACAUGUAGACAGGGAAGCAUACGACAACAUAAACUGUAGCUUAUUGUCCUCAUCAAAUAAUAAAAUGCAUUUGAUUUUAAAACCAGCAUCAGUUCCGUAGUUUCAUUUCUCCAAGCCAACGCUGUUGUGUUUGUUGUGCUACGUCUUUACUGCUACCAGGCUUACAAAGAAAAAGGAACUAGACAGUUUUUUUUCAUGACGAGAUUAGUUCAUUCUGGAAUUAUGAAACAGUCACCUGAUUGGCCAGUUUGACUCUGAUAGGCUUCCCUCUUCCUCCAAAUCAUGUGACACUGGCAACAGUGCUUUGUAGAGAUGAUUAUCUGGUUUGGCUACACUCUGUUGUGUUGUUUUUCUUUAUGCAAAACCCAUUUACAAAGACAAUAAUUACACCUUUUCUCCCAGUGUUAAGUUAUAUGUUACUUAUUUACAUUAUUAUCCAUGUGUUUAUUAUACAUGACUGGCCAAUAACAGUUGCUGACACCUCAAACAACAUAAAUUCUCUAAUAUCUUUAUAUUAUGGAUAUAUUAUAUCUAUAUAUGACAACUUUAUAAUUCAUGUAGGCAUCAGAUAUGCAGGUAUAUUAAAUGUGCUGAUUCACUUAUACCUCUGCCAGCGAGGCAUUUCUCUCUCUAUUUGUUCCAGAAACGCACAAUGACUUGUUUUGCUACCUGUAAAAACAAGACAUGAGAUAAGUAGGACCUACUGGAAAUGAUUAACCUUUAGAUUAACAUUACAGCCUCCUCCUUGCAACAGGUCGGUGACAUUUGUUCUUGUUUUUUUGUUAGUGCACAACUUCUUUUCAGAUUUCUUUCUCCACGUUGCAAUUAGAUCAGAAAGAUUCAGGCAACUUUUAGAUCAAAAGACACAGACAAUAUAUUCUUUUAAACAAUCAGGUAUGUAUUC
This is a messenger RNA of Acanthochromis polyacanthus (spiny chromis), 2353 nucleotides long. RefSeq names its product map3k7 C-terminal like (gene map3k7cl). The coding region runs from base 358 to 789 and encodes 143 amino acids. Lineage: Eukaryota; Metazoa; Chordata; Actinopteri; Pomacentridae. Gene Ontology annotation, cellular component: cytosol; nucleus. The record is from RefSeq and is a predicted model, not a curated record. The transcript has 5 exons.